Molecule: messenger RNA, 465 nt
Organism: Colletotrichum higginsianum IMI 349063
Lineage: Eukaryota; Fungi; Ascomycota; Sordariomycetes; Glomerellales; Glomerellaceae
Product: Ubiquitin fusion protein
Exons: 3
Coding region: 1-465 (154 amino acids)
Biological process (GO): protein ubiquitination; modification-dependent protein catabolic process; translation
Cellular component (GO): ribosome; nucleus; cytoplasm
Molecular function (GO): protein tag activity; ubiquitin protein ligase binding; structural constituent of ribosome
Source: RefSeq, a predicted model, not a curated record
AUGCGCGCGACAGCAAUUCUUUCCCACCGGCUUUCUACACGACGAUACACCCGAAGACGCCGAGGUGCUGACGAUGAUGGCUACAGUUUCGUGAAGACCCUGACGGGUAAGACCAUUACCCUUGAGGUCGAGUCCUCGGACACGAUCGACAAUGUCAAGUCCAAGAUCCAGGACAAGGAGGGUAUCCCCCCCGACCAGCAGCGCUUGAUCUUUGCCGGCAAGCAGCUCGAGGACGGCCGCACCCUUUCCGACUACAACAUUCAGAAGGAGUCCACCCUCCACCUGGUUCUCCGUCUCCGUGGUGGUAUCAUCGAGCCCUCGCUCAAGGCUCUUGCCUCUAAGUUCAACUGCGACAAGAUGAUCUGCCGCAAGUGCUACGCUCGCCUCCCUCCCCGUGCGACCAACUGCCGUAAGCGCAAGUGUGGUCACACCAACCAGCUCCGCCCCAAGAAGAAGCUCAAAUAG